AUGCCUGAAUACGACACCCUAGCAGAUAUUCUCAUUGAAGAUGAAGCGGAAAGACACCAUCUACUUUCGAAACCAGCUUGUUUUCUCAUAGUUGGCAGACCGGGCAUUGGCAAAACAACUUUGGCAAGAAAAAUAGCAGAUUCUUGGAAGUGCAUUCUGGUGGAUGACACUGAGAUCCUAAAUUUUCACAUCACAAAUAAAACAAAACCUGGUUUAAAGCUCUUGGAAAUCCUAAAUAAUGGAGAAAGUAUACCAGAUGAAAUUGUGCUCCAGCUUAUUCUUAAGAAGCUGAACUCACCUGAAGUGGAGCACUAUGGUUAUGUUCUGAGCUGCUUGCCCUUUAUGAAUGAGCGCUGUCUGAAGAUUAGGAAACAGUUUGAAUUAAUAAAAAAUCUUAAGUUUCCUCCUGACUUCAUCAUUCAUAUCAAAUGUUCUGACAAUGAUUUGGUUGAGAGGCUCUCAAGAUUGAGGCAGAAUCCAGAAACGGGACAGUUUUUUCAAAAACAUGAGUUGAUGACUGACAUUGUUUCCACCCUAAUAACCGAAAAAGAAAGUGUUGAUGAAGAGGAAGAAGAUGAGGUGGUUGAAGAAGAGACCAAAAAAGAGCAGAUUGAUCAGAUGGUGUGGACUCCAGAAUACCUAAAAGACAGCAUGAACCACAGAAUUAACACAUGCAAAGAUAUAAUAAUUAGACCGUUAGAGGACUACAUCAUGCAUCACAAUCCUCUGCACCUACUGGAGCUGGAUGGAAAUGACAAACCGGAGGAUCUGCACUUGAAUGUAUUGUCUCGUCUUGGAGGAAUGGCCAUUCACCGUCCAUCACUUCCAGUUCUUCUCAGCAACGAAGACGAUAAUCUGCCAGAGGACACUGAAAUGGACACCCUUAUGAGAAUUAUGUCAUCCGCAAAAGUCGUGGCCCCAGGUUUCAGAUGGAGGAGGAGUCGCUGGGGAGGAAUCUGUCCUGUAGCUCUCAAAGAGGGAAAGGUUAUUCCUGGAAAACCUGAAUUCUGUGUGGGUUUUCAGGACAAAAUGUACAUCCUUUCCGAUACCAAGGCAUAUGAGAAGUUCACUGAAAACCCCAGAAGAUAUUUAGUUGCUCCAAUGCCCAGAGCGCCGUGUCGGGUUUGCAUCAUUGGCCCCUCUCUAUCAGGGAAGAGCACACUGUGUGUUCUUGUGGCUCAACAUUAUAAUGCACAAGUAUUAGACAUGGACACGUUGGUAAAGACCACGCUCAAGGAGGCUGAAAUAGAGCGGCUGGAAAGAUUAACACAGGAGGCAACGGCUUCAGCAAUAGAACAAGUCAAUUCCAUGAAAUCUACAGAGGAGGGAGAAGAAACAGUGACAGAUGAUCACCCAGAAGUACAGGCCAUUGUACAAGCUGCUCUGGAAGAUGCGAAACAGGUCCCUUUAUCACAAUUGGACAAGUGUAUAUUGGUACUGGAGAAGCGCACAAGGGAGAUUGAGCGGCUGAACAGAGUGGCAGAUGUUCCAAGUGGUUGGGUACUGGAACAUUUUCCCAGAAAUGCCGAAGAAAUUGAGGCCCUUGAUCGAGCCGGUCUCUUGCCUGAUCUCAUAUUUUGUCUUGAGGACGGUGAAGGAAGCCUGUUGCUGACGAGACUUUAUGAGAUGAACAAGGGCAGCGUGGAUGAAGCUGUAAAAUCCAGACUACAGAAGGAGCAACUGGAGAAGGAGAAAGAGACCAUAAGACGUAAAAUAGAAGAAGAGGAAAGAGCCAAAGCUGCAGAGAAAUUGUCACGUCUCGAGACUGUUUCUGAAGGCACUGAGGAAGAGAAUACAGAAAAGGCAGACCUCGACAGCUCUGAUUUACAACAAAUAAAUGAGCAGGACGAGAAUAAAAGUAUGACCCAGCUCCAUCCUGCGCCGCAUGGAAUAGGAGAGGUUGAGCUCCCAGAUCAUUGGGAGCUUGGUUAUCCAAAUGGUCCUGAGAUGAAUGUGCACAAGAAGCACAUUCAAGAUUUCAUGCACGACUGGGAUCGGAUGCAGCUCGUGUCAAACGUCACAUGCAGCGUUCUAGAGAUUCGUGAAAAGCGGCCCGAACAGCUGCUCGAGGAGGUGGUCUCUGAGAUGGAAAAGCAGUUCAAACACGUGGCCAGUGAGCUGACAGAGGCCGAUCUGGAGGAAGAAGCAGAGGACAUGGCUUUUUUGCGGCGAGACGAGGAAGGUGAUGAUGAUGAGGAGGCAGAGGAGGAGAGUGAAGAGAAAACGUCAGUCGCAAGAUCAUUUGGUGACACCUUUCACUUCUGUCCUGUGGCUUUAAAAAACAGCAAUGUCCUUUUUCCUUGUACUGAUGAAAACGCAGCCAUGUACAGGGAGAAAAUCUAUUAUUUAUCCAGUCCCGAGGCGAGAAACCUUUUCCUUCAAAAUCCCGAACAGUACGUCUCACAAAAUGAGCUAUUGAAGCCUCCCGCCUUAAGGGUCUUCAUGCUCGGCUCUAGAGGAUCAGGAAAGACCACAAACGGGUCGUGGUUGGCUCAGAAGCUUGGACUAUUUUACGUUAACUUUAGGGAGAAACUGCAGAUGCUCAUCAUAGAAAAGACCAAAAAAGCAGUGAUGUAUUCGGAUGAAGAGGAGACUUCUGAAGAGUCAGCUGAAGAUUUGGAUGCUCUGAUCAAAGAAGCCAAGGGCGAGAUGGAUAACGAAGAGGACUCUGAGCAGUUACUUAAGGACACAUUGGAAUUGACGGAUGAUGAAAAAGAAAUCGUAGCUUACCUGUCUGAUGGAGAAGCACUUAGUCCACAUAUACUGGAUAUGGUCCUCCUCCCUUUAUGGAAACAUCAGCCAUACAUGUCAAUGGGGUUUAUUUUGGACGGUUUCCCUACUAACGCUGAUGAGGUGGAGUACAUGGCACGGCAGCAGCUCUUCCCAGAUGUUGUGGUCUCACUGGGGCUGGAAAUGAAUGUUGUUAAAAUGCGCCUCUUACCAAAAUACCUUGGAAACUGGCGAGACCGCUCCAGCCACCGGCGAGCUCAAGUGUGCCUACUCCGGGAACUACGUCAGAAAAAGCGGGAGGAAAGCAUUGCAGCGAGAAAGGCUGAACUGAUGGCAGAUAUUCUGGCUAAUACAAAGGCGAAAGGUGAGGAUUAUGUGGAGGAAGAGGAGGAGGAGGAAGAUGAAAUGAACCCAGAGGAAGACAUUGAGGCCACACUGGAAGAGGAGUUCCCCCCAGAUGCGGACAGUGAUGACUUAGACAGUGAAGAGACAGAGGAAGUGGCCUCGGAACAAAUACAAAUGGCCAUAGCCGUACGAUUUGAGAAAGAUAAAGAAAACAUUAGUGUCGUGAUGGAACUGCUGGUUGAGCAAAAUGUACCAACAAUGACUGUCGAUGCAGGAGCGCACAUACUUCUGUCCUCAUCUUACAAAUAUCACAGUGGGUUUGGCUUUUGGGAUCCUAUUCAGUUGUUUAAUGAAAGAGAUGUAAUACAUCUUCCUCUGUGGCCUUUUGAUAAUUCCUACCCUUUGAUCUUCAACCAUUAUAUCUACUUUUUUGAGUCAAAAGAGAACCGUAAUGUAUUUAUGCGGCACCCUUUGAAAUACUUACGCCAGCCCAAGCCCAUCCCAUCUCUUCCUGUUAGACUUUCUGUCAUUGGACCUCCAAAAUCUGGUAAAACAACAAUUUCUGAGAUGUUAUCCCAAAAGUAUGGAUUGACCAGACUCUCCAUGGGUUGUGCUCUCCGUAUGAUGCUGGAAGCACAUGAGCACGCAGACCUCAGUGUUCAGAUUAAGAAUCAUCUUAAUCAGGGUAACGUUGUACCUGAUGAGCUGGCUGUUCAAGCCUUACAAAAUUUGCUGCUGUGCUCUGUCUACAAUGUUCAUGGGUAUGUUUUGGAUGGAUUUCCAAUUACCCUUAAGCAAGCGCAGCUCAUGGCCUCUUGCAACAUCAUUCCCAUGGUUGUUGUGGAGCUCAAGUUAGACACAUUGAAUGUUUUGGAAAGAGGCAGAACAGACAAGCUGAAGACCAGGCCACCAUAUGUAAUGCACGACAGUCCCAAGAUACUUCACAUUCGUGACUCCUGUUUUAAACAGGAAGCCGAGUCAGUAAGAAAAUAUUUCCAGAAACAGCACAAAAACUGGUUACAACUAGAUGGAUUGAAAAGCAAAUGGUGGAUAUGGAAAAACAUAAUUGAUGAAGUGAGCAAAAGUGUGAAUAAUAUCAACAACUACCUGCAAAGGACACUUGCUGAUCAAGCUGCCAGCAUAAGUAGAAUGUGCAUCACCCCAGAGCAGCUGCAGCAUCAGAUUGGGAGUUUUGGAAGUCACUGCCCAGUCUGUCUGGUUUUAGAGCGCCAUCUAGUGGACUGCUCUGAAACACCAGACAUGACACGCCAUGCAGCUGAAUACAGAGGCUACUACUACAUCAUGUGUAAAGAAAAGCACUUAGAAUUGUUUUUAGAAAGUCCAGAGAAGUUUGUGGCUCCAGGCUGUGCUCAGACGCUCCCUCCUCCGCACCUUCUGCCAAAAAAACUAAAUAUAAUACAAGUGAAAGAGAAGUUCCCCCAACAGGUGGAGUUGAGAGGUUUAUGUCCGGUGACCUAUCAUGACGGCAAACAAAGAUAUGAAGCUUUAGUUCGCGGAAAUAUGGAAUUUGCCGUGGAAUAUCGUGAGCGGAUCUAUUUCUUUGAGACCAAGCCAAAGCAGGAAACAUUUUUAAGGUGUCCUGAAACGUACUGGGACCAGAAGCUUCCCAAUAAGACUUUCCCUCUCUGCGAAACUUUGCCCAUCAGCUCUCUACCGAAUAUUGGAUAUCUGGAACAGGGGGUGUCAGUGUCUGUCAUCAAGGCUGUGUCUGCUGUGGGCUGUCUGAAACCAAAGUAUCCAUUUCUCACUGUGCAAAAGUCUGCUAUUCUAUAUGUGGCCUACUAUCUGAAAGCAUUCAACCCAAGAAGCAGCGACUAUGUUCGGCAGAAGUAUAAGAAGAAAUUGGCUUUGUUUGAAGAGAAUUGUGCUCUCAUCCCCUAUCUGAUCUCGAAUAUGCAGGGAGAGUACAAACCUCUUAGUGCACAACCCAUAGACUUUGAAUUCAAACUGAACAAGUUUCUGGCUUUGAAGGACACACAAGGAAACACUGUGUAA
Knipowitschia caucasica is the source of this 5091-nucleotide messenger RNA. Lineage: Eukaryota; Metazoa; Chordata; Actinopteri; Gobiiformes; Gobiidae. The record is from the annotation of a GenBank genome assembly.